AUGCCUAAUGCUAACACACUCUGUAUUACAGAUGUUCUCCAGACUAUUGAUUUUCCUGUGCGUUCAAAUGUUCAGAUUCGUAAGGGGGAUUUGACGAAGCAAAAAGUUGAUGUGAUUGUAGUGUGCUUGUCAUCAGAUAUACUGAGAGAAUAUGUAUUACAGGCAGCUGGUUCUGAUGUACGAAAGCAAUAUGAAAAAGGUAAAAGAACAACAGAUCAAGCUUUGGCCUUAUGGUCUCCAGUCUUGCCAUGCCAACAAAUUUUAUUCCUGCCAUGGGUACCAAGUCAACAUGAUGUGCUCCUGGAACAGAGCAUAAGAGAGUUUAUAGCGUUAGCAAUUCAGUAUGUGCUGGACCAAAACUAUACAAGUGUAGCAUUUCCGGCAAUCGGUUGCGGUCGGUUCGGUUUAGAUAUCGCAUUCAUAGCUGCAUCAAUGUAUCAUCAUAUUAUAAUAGAAAAAUAUCCGAUAAAUAUCACAUUCGUUAUACAACCGUCGCACCAGGAAGUAUUUGAUGCUUUUCAGAGAGCUCAAGCGUCGACUUUAGCUGUUUCGGUCUUACCGCAUAUGUGGACAUAUACAAAUGAGCAAAGAACUUUACGUUUGCCCUUAAAAAUAAAUACAGUUGAAUAUAAUACAAUCAUUAACGAAUUUAACAAAACAAUGUUUGGUCAAUAUACGAGAAUAAAUCGAAUUGAACGUAUUCAAAAUGAGCGAUGGCAUAAACAGUACAUGCUUCAUCGAGCUGAUUUUAAAAAAAGUCUGAAAAUGAAUACUGAGAAAUUUCUUUAUCAUGGUUGCCCAGACGUGGCAACAUCCAGUAUUAUUCAAGAUUAUUUCAAUCGAAGUUUUGCUGGAAAAAACGGUACGCUUUAUGGGCAUGGUGUUUAUUUCUCGUCAAACGCACAAUAUAGUCAUGCCUAUGCAGUGCCUAAUAAACAUGGUGAGCGAUGCAUGUUUUUUGCACGCGUUCUAAUUGGCCGUACAACUCUUGGAGAUAAUACAAUGAAAGUUUGCCCAAAACAGUACCACACAACUACUGAUGGCCAACAUAUCUACGUCACAUAUCAUGAUACUCAAGCGUACGGACAAUACUUGAUAUGUUAUCAAUAA
Rotaria socialis is the source of this 1110-nucleotide messenger RNA. The record is from the annotation of a GenBank genome assembly. Lineage: Eukaryota; Metazoa; Rotifera; Eurotatoria; Philodinida; Philodinidae.